Ostrea edulis (European flat oyster) is the source of this 10936-nucleotide messenger RNA. RefSeq names its product DNA replication ATP-dependent helicase/nuclease DNA2-like. Lineage: Eukaryota; Metazoa; Mollusca; Bivalvia; Ostreida; Ostreidae. The transcript is spliced from 32 exons. The coding region runs from base 5988 to 10799 and encodes 1603 amino acids. Gene Ontology annotation, cellular component: cytoplasm. The record is from RefSeq and is a predicted model, not a curated record. Gene Ontology annotation, biological process: replication fork reversal. Gene Ontology annotation, molecular function: single-stranded DNA helicase activity; 5'-flap endonuclease activity.
AAAGUGUGAUGGGACUUGGAAAGUGCAAUUGCCAUGUGAAAGUGUGAUGGUCUGUGCCAAACCCCGAUGGUGUGAUGCGCCAAAUUGCGAUGGUAUGAGAGGAUUGUGCCAAAGUGUGACAUGGACGAUAGUGUGAUAAUGUGUCAUGCCAAUGAAACACAACAGUUUGGGAAUACUUCCUCUAUAGCGAGAUAUUCUUGCGAAAAUGUGAUAUUACCUCCUUGGCAAGAGUAAAUAUAACCCGUAUAACUGAGAAAAAUACCUGUGGAGUACAUCUCUUUGUGUUUCAUGUGAAAAGAAGAAAAGGUGCUAAAAUGUUUGAUACUUCUGCAAAUAUAUAAAUCAAAACAAAAACAUGAUGUGCACUGGAUUUCGGACUCCUUCUCUCUUGCGCAGCAACUUUGAUAUGACUUGACUGUUUUGUCAAUUUAAUAGAGACAAUUUGUGUCAUGUUGAGUGUAUGUCACACUUAUUCAGCAUUGCAUGAAAUUUGCCAUAAUUUUUAAUUAAAACACCUGUUUACGGUAAUGUUUUCUUUCUUGCUAAAUUGAUAAUCGGGUUUUAGCGAGAUCUCUAAUGAGGAAGUGUUCCCAACCUGAAUAAUGCAUCAAAGUGCGAUGGAGUGACACGCGGAAGUCCGUUGGUUUGCAAAACUGAAUGGACACAGUGUUUUUGAUAUGUAGUCUGUACCAACUAUAUGUUGUUUUACCAAAAUAUCAAUGCAAAAUCCAUUCUAAAUAAUACUGAUUAUAAUUAUUUCAUUACCAUUCAGUUGUCUUGUUACUGAACACAAAAUUUUCAAACACAAAAUCAUAUGGAAUGUUUUGCAUUAUAGCAACCCCCCAAGGGAUUUAUUAUGUGUACAACACAAGUAAUAGAUUAUGAAUUGAAGCAUGUUUGGGCAAAGUAGAUCUUUCAACAACAGAUAUACUUUGCUGUUCUCACAAUCCUCAACUGUGUAAAUUUUGCCCUUGCUAUCGUCCAUGUUAAUCUUAAUCAACCACGCCUUCCUCCAAUAUCCCGAAGACGUUGCCAGCUGAAAAAACCUUCGUUGGGGAAAACUGAUGUUGCAUUUUUCGGUUUGAUUUUGAAAGUUGUUGCAAAUGACGUCAUCGUUACUCUACCCCCGCACCUUCGGACUUUGGCAUGUCAGAUCAUCGUACAGUGUUACCUCGUUAUAUCGCCAGCUUUUGUCCCAGUCUAUUUUGGUGUUAUAUCGAGAGUGGCGGCAUUAAAAAACGUUUGGUCAUUUUAGUUCAUCAGUUUGAAAAAAAAAUGUGGUUGAUUAUCGUCCUUUUAUUGUUGUCCACAUAUUACGAGAUAUGUAAAUGCAUGACAUUGGUUUGCUUUACUUCUUAAAACUUUGUUUAAAAGUGCUUAUUCUACGCUUUUGCAUUGGUAAAACACGCAAGUAUAUCUACAAUAGUUUCAUUUGUGUUAUGGUAGGUUCGAUGAUGACUGACUAGGUUGAGCAAAUGACAAACACACGUGUAAUGGCAGCAACUUUUUUAUCUGGAACGCAGAAAUAUGACGUCACACACAAAUACGCAAAAUAGUCACAUGGUACACGAAAUUUACAACAGUUGAUAGCAAGUCUCAUCGUAUAGAGAUUUGGUUUGUGUGCAAACAAACAUAGGUGGAAGUGUGCAGCCGAUAGUAGUUUUAUUUCUUAGUUGUUCAUGCGUAGGCAAUACUACUGGACAAUUUCAGAGGCAAUUUUUAAUUGAGUAUGUUCAAGUUAUCGCAAUUACCUAUGCUUACCUGUUUUCAUGAAACGUACUAAAUAUAGUUUCGCUCUGAUUCACCGGAGCAGGCCAAUCAUGUAUAAUUAGGGCUUCUGAUCCCUGGUCAUUUGGCAUUGUUAUCUGGGGAUUUAGAAAGGCAACUUGACCUUUUGUACAUGAAAACGGGUGGCGAUGUUGGCAUUAUAUUGGGGUUUUUAGCGUGUGUGGAAAUCCGUUCUACACAUUUUGAUUGUGGUAUUCGGGGGUGGCAAUAUAACGCGUGGAAAUAUACAGAACAUAUAUAUAUAACACUGUACAAAUGACAGACCAUCACACUUUGGCAUGCCAGACCAUUGCACUUUGGCGUAGUAUGCCUAUAGGAGAGGGACCAUCGCACUUUGGUCUGACCAUCGCACUUUGGUGGUCAUAACGUUGACAACCAUCGCACUUUGGCAUAACCAACGCACUUUGAAGUAACCAUCACACUUUAAAGUCUUGAAUAUAUAUUUAUUGUUUAAAAUUCAGAUACUUGUGCUUUAUUUCUUUAACAGUUGAAAGUCCAUAUCUGAUUCCGAGACAAGGAGGAUGGGGCAAAACUCUAGAUAGUGUAUGAUAGGAUAGAGAAACUUGUCAUUAAGAAUAUUAGUGAAAGAUAACUAUGUCAUUCGUACUCUUUACAGGCCACCUCUUUCUGUCUUAGUUAGAUAGAUAUUUAUGAUAGAUAUAUAAUAAAAAUAUUUGGAGAUAAAUAUAAAUAAACGGAUGUACAUAAGGUAAAAAAAACCAAGCAAAUUAACCAGUAAUGAGUCUGAAAUAAGGAUCAAAAGUCUGCUGACUAACUUUCAGACUACACUGUAUGUUUACGUAUGUCUUUAGUUUCAUAUACACCAGGGUAUAAAACUGUUGUUGUAACGGUUUGUUUUGAAUUUUGGUAAAUAAUUCUUUGAAGAGUUUCUUGGAUUAUAUAGAUUUUUAUGAAUGUCAGGAAGGAGGUAGUGGAGUCGAUAGGAUGCAUCUUCCAUAUCCUAGAAAAGUUUUAAACAGAUAUUUUUACGUCUUGUCAGAUAGGUUUUCAAGUUUUCAAGGCUUUUUCGUAGGAGUCUAAUGGUUGUAUGAUCUGAUUUGUUGGUCCUGAUCUCGACUAUCUGCAUUCGGUUUGUAAGGAAACUUUGGAACCAUUGGUAUCACUAUUAUGUAGCUUUUCCAUAAGUUUUUCAUGGUAUAUGUGGUCGAAUGCUUUACUGAAGUCAAUUAGCAAAAGCCUGGCAAACAUUUUGCUGUCAUCCAGAGCCUUAUGAAAUGGUUGAAGUAUUUUUAGAAGAGCAUGCGCUGUUGAACUGCCCCUUAUUGCACCAAAUUGGCUAGGAUCCACAUAUGGACAGGACUCUCUCCGAUGUUGAACUGGGUGCUUUUCGAAAAGUUUAGCCAAAAUAGGUGUCAGUGAGAUUGGUCAUUAGUGUUUCAUUGGAUUACAUACUAGAGUUACUUUUGAUACUGGGACAACAUCAGCCUUUUCCCAACAUGAUGGUACUGUGCCUCCCUUAGUGAGCUGUUGAAGAUGGCACAUUUUGGUUUAGCCAUGGUAUGUGAUAGCUCUUUCAAGAUCCAGUUUGGGAUAUUAUCAGGACUUAUGGCUUUCGUGGUAUUUACGUUUUUGAGCUGUUUUUCAACAGUUUCUAUUGAUAUUAUCAAGUCAUUAGACAGGGGAUUUACACAAGACAGUUGGGUUUCUGACAGUGGUUCAAGAUCAUUGGAUACUGAGACAAAGGCCAUGUUAAUUUCAUUGGACAGUACCUGAAUGUCACCAUUGAAAUUGUUUGUUGCAAGGUUUUGUAGAUCAUCACCCUUUUUAUUCAGGCCUAAAAAGGCUUUAACUGAUUUCCACCAUUGCUUAUUAUCAAAAUCGCACAUCUCGUCAACAAACUCUUGGUAGAAUUUAGAUCGAAGCAUUUUUGAUUCUCUGUUCACUUGAUUUCGUAGUUUAUGGUAUAACUCAAUAUCUCUGCUGUUCCUGGCAUGUUGUUGUCUACAAUUUAGUUUACGGAAUACAGCUGUAAUCUAUGGUUUGUCAUUUGACCGCACUACUUUUUUCGGAUAGGAAUGCACUGGUCCACAAUGUCUGAAAUUGUUUUGUUGAAGAAGUCUAUUUGGUGUUCACAUGAAGGUAAUCGAUAAAGAUCUUCCCAUUUGACAGCGCUCAAUUUAGCAGCAUCUUCCAUCUUCUGGUUAUAAACUGAGGCACGUCUCGAUGUUAUCACCGAUAUUUUUGGUUUCACUAACUUGGUAGUGCAUGGCUUAACAAUCACUGCUUCAUGAUCAGAUGACCCUAAAGAUCCAAUCGUGAAAGGUUCACCAUAGUAGUCUGCUAGAUUGGUUAUUAUCUUAUCCAAAGUACUUUGAGAUUGAGUUGGUGUUUUUACAAUGUUUGAAUUUAUUUAAAUCUUCCAAAAUUAAAUUGCCAGCAUCGGGGUGUUUUUGGAGUAUUUUUUCUAGACCCUCGUAGAUAUGGGAUAUCAUUACUGCAUGCUGUCCGUCUGGUGGAUGGUAAAUGAUUAUAACAGACACACUUUGUGGGAGACAAUGAGGCUGGAUUGUGAUCCAUAUUUUUCAAGGUCAUUAGUUUCAAGUUCACUCCAAGUUUUAAAGGGAAUAUUGUCCUUGACAUAAAUUGCAACAUCUCCUUUCCUGUCUGUAUGAGAGUGGCAUAAUGAGGCAUGGUAGCCAGUCAUUGGGAUGGGAUCAACCAAGGAGUUGCUGUUUAACCAGGUUUCUGUUAUUACAGCAAUGUCAAUUAAGUUACGAUCACAUAUGCACUGAAGGUCAUCUGGUUUUAAUAUCGUUGAUCGUGCAUUAGCAUUCAAAAAUACAGGGAAAUCCCAUAGUGACCUUUAUUAAGUUUUCAAAGUUUAUUGAUCUUUUAGGUUUGUUGUUGGGCAAUUGGCACUGGCCAUUAUCUUGCAUUGUUUUCUGAUUCCUCCACGUAUUAUGGUACAGUGAUGUCUGUCUGUCCGUAUGAUUGGGAUUUUCUCUUUCUAAUUUCAUUUCUCUGUCACAUAUGGAGUGAAACUUGCUAUGUAGCUUCUUUGUGGAUCAUUUUAGAUCUUACUGCAAGUUUGAUCCAUUUUGACCUUUCUUACAUGAGUUGUGCCCCUUAAUUUGAAAAUUAAUGUUAUAUGGAGGUUACUUAAUUUGUCCGGCUAACUCCUCCCACAGUUUUCAAGCGAGGACCAUCUUGUUUUACAGAGUAUUUGUAUGGGUAUUGAAGAUGUGCAUGGGGCAAGGAAUUUGAUUUUCUUCAAUUUUUAAGAAAAUCACAGGUUAUUGAACUUGGUCAGUUUUGAGGAAUUAAUUUGUUGCAUAGAGAGUACAUGAUUUGUCUGUUUUUCCUUUCACAGUUUUCAAGGGAGGACCUUCUUAUUUUACAAAAUAUUUGUAUGGGUAUGGAAGGUGUGUGUGUGUGGCAAGGGUUCUGAUUUUCUUCAAUUUAUAAGGAAAUUACAGGUUCUUGAACUUUAGUCAGUUUUGAGGAAAUAUUGCAUAGAGAGUACAUGAUUUGUCUUUUAUUUUUCCCUCCACUGUUUUCAAGUGAGAACCUUCUUAUUUUACAGAGUGUUUAUAUGGGUAUUGAAGGUGUGUAUGUGGCAAGGAUUUUGAUUUUCUUCAAUUUUUAAGAAAAUUUCAGGUUGUUGAACUUAGUCCAUUUUGAAGAAAUAUUUUAUUAAGUAAAGGGUAUGGUUUGUCUUUAUAACUCCUCUCACAGUUUAGAUGCCUAGGUAUUUGUAAAUAAUUUGAAGAUGUGCAUAGUGCAAGGAUUUUGAUUCUCAAAAUUUUUUUUAUUUUCUUUGACGUUUCAAUAUUGAGAAGUUGUUGAACUUAGUCAAAUUUGGGGAAAUAUUUUACACACAGAACUCUUGGUUUGUCUAUCUAUCUCCUGUCACAGAUUUAAGCUAAGACCCUUUAUUCAUAUUAUGCAAAGAAAGUAUGUCACAGCCUGAUGUGAUUUAUUGCAGUACUUAGAAACAAGAUUUUUGUACUAAUGUUGCAGUACAAAAUAUUGUAUUUUCCAACUUCUAGUGUAAAAGCAAUUGUAAAAACAAAACAAACAAACAAACAAAAACCACAAAAAAAAGAAAACAAAAAAAAAAAAAAAAGAAAAGAAAGAAAGAUUUAAACUACAUGUAUAUUAUUAAGGUUUCCAAUCUCAUUAAUUUUUUCCAAAACUAAAUCACUAAUGUUUGCAAUAUUUCAGAUCUGAAAUAUUGAAUGGUGGCUGGCUACAAUGAUUUUUCAAACAUGGGAAAAAUGAAGAAAACACCAGUAAAGGAUGAAAAGCAACAAAAGAUUUCAAGUUUUUUCCAGCAGGGAAACACCUCUAACAAACCAGCAAACUGUAGUCUAUUCACAACUCUAGGACACAAGCCCUGUGCAACAUCCAAGUUAUCUCUGAAGAAGAAAAAGUCUACAGAGUCACAGAAAAGUUGUAAAUUUGAUGCAAAAACAGAAAAAUCUAACAGUCCAAGCAAAGAAAACUUCGAGUCCUCAUCUGCACAAGGCAGUGUAGAACUACAAAAACGAGAAGAGGCAGACAACAAAUCACCCUGCAAUGAAGUGGUUGUCAUUCCCGAAACACAAUUAUUCAAAAGUCCCACUGUUAGCAUCCAGGCUGAUAGAAAAAAUGACUGGGUCAGUGAUUGUGAAGAAAUUGUGAUACCUGAUACACCAGAGGUUUCCAAAGUGGUGACAAAAGGGAAGAAAGCCUUUGGAAGGAGUUUUCUUACAUCUUCAGUGGCUAUUGGAAAGAAACCUGGCCUGACAAAAUCAGAAAUAAUUCAGAAGAAACGUUUAUCUCGAGCUCGGAAGAGUUUAGUUUCAAUUUCUAUUAACAACCAUGUUAAUGGAAAUGUCACAGAUGAAAGCAGUGAAAACUGGAAUAUUGACAAAAUUGAAUUAAUAGAUGAGACAUCCAAAGAUGUAAGAGAUGAUAACAUGGACUCUAGUGGUAUUUGCCAUGAAGCAAGUUUGCUAAUGGAAAAUGCAUCUCAAAUUUUUGUGAAAACAAAUAUAAAGAGCAACUCUGACACUCUGCAAGAUCAGAGUCUGGAAAACAAGAAUUUGCAAAAUGAUUUAGAGAAUGUCAGUAAGGCAAGUUUGAAACCAGUAACAGCAACAAUGGGUGUCUCACCCACAAAAGUAUAUGAAACCUCCAUUAAGAGAAUGUCAAAAACUGGGGAGUCCCCUGUAUAUAAAAGACUCGCUGCUCAGGGAGAUUCCAAAAGUGAUGAUGAACUCACAAUAGAUAAAGAUAAAGUGAAAAGAAAUUUAUGUGGUGUAAAAAUCAGCGAAAAGAAGAAAAUAAAACCCAAAAUAUCAGCUGUGAAUAACUACCAACUAACAAUGAGUGCACGUAAAAAAAAUGAAAGUCAAAGUGUGACUACUGUCAAUGAUGAUGUUCUCGGAGAAUUACUUGGGGAGCUAGACUCUAAAACUAAUGCAAAGUCUGUGAUGUUCAUAGAUGAAAAUACUCCCCUGACAACUCUGAGGUUAAAGAACAGAAUGUCUCUGGCUACAUGUAGGAGGGGUCCAAGGUUGACAGAGAACUCAGAAGUUUCAGAAGAGGAACAGAUGUUAUUUCAAACUUUGGACAAAGAAAUACAUGCUGAAUUUCUUGAUGCAAAGAAUGCUUCAGCUUCUGUCAAAUGUGCAGAACCAUCAACGACUUACAAAUCAUCAUCAGUAGAGCCUGAACCCUCCCUGUCAACGACUUACAAAUCAUCAUCAGUAAAGCCUGAACCCUCCCUGUCAACAUUCCCAGAGGCUCAAGUUCAAGACGUGGAAAAAGAAGCUAUGGAUAUUGAGCUGGUUGGAACACCAGACGAUUCUGAUGAUGAAAAGACUGCAACACAAAACAUUAAGGAAUUUGCUACUCAGCAAUCAAAACAUCCCUCUCUAGCAGACGACAUUGAAGAGUUCCAUUCACAGAUGGAUGAUAGUCUCUGUGAAGGCCUAGAUGCUUUGUCACCAUUUAAAACAAAAGCACAGAGUACUAAAAAAGUAGAAACAGAUUGUGAGAAUCCUGUGUGCAUGAAGUAUGGGAGACACAUUGUUAUGAAGAAAGAAUACAUCAAUCAUGAGAUUGUGUUGGAAAUCAAGGCAUAUGGCAGUGAAACGAUAAGGACCUGUGUGCUUAGUGGAUAUUGGUCAGAGACACAUGUAGAAGUGGGAGAUACUGUUCACAUCCUGGGAAAUUUUGACAGCUUUGGAACUUGUAGAAUUACUGACAAAGAGGGCUUUGCUAUAAUUAACCCAGAUGUUCUGUUGUCGGGGACAACAGUGGUGUCCAGCAUAUUCUGCAUGAGGAAAUCAAUACUGAAUGACAAAUUCAAGGGUUGUGACAAGGGCAACAUUCAGAUGUUAUAUGGCAGCAUAAUACAUUCAAUAUUUCAACAGGUUUUAAGGAAACAGAUAUUUGAAGAAAAUGAGAUCAUCACAGAAGCUGAGAAUACAAUGAAACAGAGCAAAUUUAUCCAUGACAUGUUUGGUAGUGGAGUAACAGAUGUUCAGGUGAUGGAGGAGAUUAAGAAGUACAUUCCUCCAUUACAGACCUGGUUACAGAAACACACUCAGUACACAAAGAGUAGGAUGGGCGCUCAAAGCAGAAUUGGUGAUGAUGUAACUGUCACCAAUGUAAGAGACAUUGAAGAAAACAUCUGGUCUCCAAGGUUUGGAAUAAAAGGCAAAAUUGAUUUGACUGUGGAUGUGAAGCUGAAGAAGAACCAAAGAUGCACUGUGCCGCUGGAGCUGAAGACGGGAAGAGUCACCUUUUCCAUGGAACAUAAGGGUCAAGUUACCUUGUACAGCAUGAUGAGUUCAGACAGAAGACAGGAUCCCAAAGGAGGUUUAUUACUGUACCUUAAAGAGCCGGACAUGAAAAUGAUUGACGUAGAUCAUGUCAACAAGAGGGGUAUCAUCAACUUGAGAAAUGAAAUGGCCUACUACUUAAGUCAACAGGUCCAGAAGACGGAGGGUAGUGAUGGCCAUGUGAUGUUUAGCUUGGGAAGACUCCCAGAUCCCAUAAACAACCCAAGAGCAUGCAGCAAAUGUCCACAGAUCCUUAAUUGUGCUCUCUAUCAAAAAAAUGUGGAAAACCGUUCAUUGUCGGAUGACCAUCCCAUGCAGAGGUUGAUUCCUGAGACUCUAGCUCACCUAUCCCCCUCCCAUAUGGAGUACUUUACCCACUGGUGUCUGCUGCUGGAUCUUGAAAACAAAGCUAGUCAAAAGUCGGGGGGUCUUCGGGAAAUCUGGUGCAUGACAGGCCAAGAAAGGGAGAAGAUGGGUGAUUGCCUUAGUCGUCUGACAGUACUUCCUCACAAAACACAGAACAGUCGAGAUCAGGAUGUAGUCUUCAUUCACUUCCACAGAAAACCAGGACUAGGCAGUCCUCCUCUGAACACGGUGGGAGUGAUGAAGCAUGACUAUGUUAUAGUGACUGCAGAAAAAUCACAAUUUAUUGCUGUAUGUACUGGUAGCAUAACCAACAUUUCUGAUGAAGAAGUUGUCUUGUUGACUGAAAGAGAAAGUUUACAGCGGGUCAGCGCCUUGAAAUCGCACCUUUUCCGUGUUGAUAGGUACAACAGUUACAACACCUCGGCCAUAUUUUAUUCCAAUUUGUCUUGCCUGCUAUAUGAUGAACCUGUGAGCUCCCGAUUACGUGGUCUCCUUAUUGAAAACAAAAAGCCAGAAUUCAUUUUGAAGAUGUCAAAAGGAGAAAUUCAAAAAGUCAAGGAAAUUUUUAAACCUUUGAACAAACCCCAAAAGACAGCAAUAUUAAAGGUUUUAAUGUGCAAGGACUAUGUUCUCAUCAAAGGCUACCCUGGAACUGGUAAAACAUCCACUAUAGUGGCCUUGGUGAAGGUGCUGACCGCCCUGGGACACUCUGUAUUACUGACCAGCUACACUCACUCUGCAGUGGACAACAUUCUCAUCAAACUUCUCAAGGAAAAGGUGAACUUUGUACGCCUUGGUCGAACAAAUAAAAUUCACCCUCAGAUACAAUCUUAUGGAACAGAGAAGCUAACAGAGAAGAUAUCAAAUGUUGCAGACCUGAGGGAAUUUUACAGCUCACAAAGAGUGGUAGCGACGACAGCUCUAGGAAUGAACCACCCUCUGUUUACUCAGAGGAGGUUUGACUUCUGUAUCAUCGACGAGGCCUCUCAGAUCCUCCAGCCCGCCUCCCUAGGGCCUCUCUUCCACGCUGACAGAUUUGUAUUAGUAGGGGAUCCCAAACAACUUCCCCCAGUUGUACAGAGCAGAGAGGCUCGUGGUCUAGGUAUGGAUGAAAGUCUUUUUGUCAGAUUAGAGAAUGGUCCUGCUACUUUUGAAUUGAAUCUACAGUACAGAAUGAACAGAGACAUUAUGCAUUUAAGCAAUACACUUGUCUACAAUGGAUGUCUAACGUGUGGAAAUGAUUACGUUGCCAACAGCAGAUUGAAAUGGUCAAAUGACACAGCUUUGGAACAGGUUUUCAAGGAGUACAGAUGGAUGAGAGAUGUUCUCUGUGAUGAGCCAUACAAGGCAGUUGUGUUUCUGGAUACUGAUAAGGUGCCAGCUCAAGAGGAAAGUGAGAGCUCAGGCCUGAUCAAGAAUGUCACUGAAGCACAAAUUGUAAAAUGUCUGGUAGAAUCAUUUCUUAAGAUUGGCAUAAAGGAAGAUGAUGUAGGAGUCAUUGCCCCUUACAGGAAGCAGGUAACCUUAAUUCGUGACCUCCUGACCUGCAUCCAAGGAGUUGAGGUUAACACAGUGGACCAGUACCAAGGCCGGGACAAGGAUAUCAUUAUCAUAUCACUGACCAGAAGCUUUUUGUCCUCAAGGAAUGCAGACACAAAGUCAGGAGAGCUGUUAAAAGAUGUAAGACGACUGAAUGUGGCUUUGACAAGAGCUAAGAAAAUGUUAAUAAUGGUUGGACAUGUGAGUUCAAUGAAGAGUUAUCCACCCUUACAGGCAGUGAUCAACAUCCUGAAAGAAAAUGAUAAUAUCAUCACGCUACCUCCAAAUGCCCACUUGUCUUUCACUACAUGAGAAGUGCUUCAAAUAUGGUGGCCAAUGCCAUUCAUCUAGGAAAAAUGUUACGUUUGUGAAUACUUAACUUUUACUUCUGAUGCAUGUAUUUAAUGAUGAAACUAUGAAUAUCUUGGAAUAAAAUGGAUUUGAAUGCU